AUGAUCAUUCGUUUCAGUCAACGGAAGCAGAUUCUUGUGUACGUAACUAUUUCUUUUAUUGUGCUCGUUUUGUUCUAUUCACUGAGCCUCACAACCGAGGAGAAUUGCCAGAGAAUUGGGUGGAAUUUAAGCACAACUGCCCUCAGGACAGCAGAUUUUGGCUCAGAGUUCAGAAUAUCGUUUGCGGAUGUUCAAAAAUUUCAAAAAUGGAUUUACCUACCUGAAAUCAAAUCUUCUUGGGCUCCAAGACCUGAAAUCCUAAUGCUAAUUGUGACAAGAACAGAUAGUUUUUCACGACAAUGGAAGAAUGAAAGCUUAAUUUUUUGUUGGUAUGGCAGCAGGAAACAAAACAUUGAAGAAGCUUGUGAUGGAAGAAGCAGAGUCCAAUGGUGAUAUGGUUUUGGCGGAUUUGCAGGACACUUAUGAUAACUUACCGUUUAAGGUAUGUUCCCGAAACUGCAUAUAACUGCUCCAAAUACCCUGUCUACGUGAUGGGCCCAUUUUACCUAACAACCAGGGAUGCUGCAAAACUGAUACUUGCUCAUUCAAGAUUUCAAAACUUUAUAACGGUGGAAGACGCACUUAUAACAGGAAUUCUUGCCAGUGAUCUUGGGAUUGUGAGAAAAAGUCUUCCAAUGGUUUUUAGGUUUCAGUAUAAUAAUCCAAACGGGAAGGACGUUCUUGCAUGGCAUAUGGCUGAUAAAAGCGAUAACGAGUACUUAAAUUUCUUUAAUAAUAAUAAUAAUAAAGCUAAACUUUUAUAA
Messenger RNA from Caenorhabditis elegans, 764 nucleotides. The record is from the annotation of a RefSeq genome assembly. Lineage: Eukaryota; Metazoa; Nematoda; Chromadorea; Rhabditida; Rhabditidae.